Thelazia callipaeda (thelaziosis nematode) is the source of this 312-nucleotide messenger RNA. The record is from the annotation of a GenBank genome assembly. Lineage: Eukaryota; Metazoa; Nematoda; Chromadorea; Rhabditida; Thelaziidae.
AUGAAAGCUAUCAAUGUUCCAUCAGUUGAAAUCGAUGCAUCUUUGGAUAGUUCAAAAUGUGCUUCGAAUGCAAAAAAAGAUUGCUUGCAAGUCUCUGAUUCGAAUCAACCAAUGCUUUCUGGUGAUAAAAUUGAACAAAAUGUUGUUUCACCGCGCCGUUUUAUUGCUGUUGAUACUGAUUCAGUUUUGGAAUCUUCUAAAUUACUUAGGAAGCUUUCGGAAGCCUUUGGUGUAAAAUUUCUAACUUGUUCUGAAAUAUUAAUCUUUGAUUGUUUCUUUUGGAUAAAGAAGUUCGAAUAUAUUAUAUUAUGA